AUGGCGACUAACGGACAGUCAUUACCUGAUCGAUCGGCUAACGCCCAGCCGCUACGGAGAGCAGAUGAAGCAGACGACCUUCUGACCUCAGUAAAAGCCUCAAUCAUCUCCUUCAUACGUGCUGCCGACGAAGAUGCCUCGACGAAACCCACAGGCCAUGGUCUUCAACAACCCGGCCAAGGUCCCCGAACCGCCCUCCUCGAACACCAUCCCCCCAAGAAACUCUCCCAACUCCUCAACUUCUCCCUCCCAGCCCAAGCCCAUGGAAAGGAAGGCCUCCAAUCGACCAUAGAAAGCAUCCUCCAAUACAGCGUCAACACCUGGGACCAAGGCUUCCUCGACAAACUCUACUCCUCCAUCAAUCCCGUCGGUCUCGCCUCGGACCUCCUCCUCAGCGCCCUAAACACAAACCUCCACGUCUACCAAGUCUCCCCCACCCUCACCCUCAUCGAGAAACAAACCGCGAAAGCCCUCGCCCAGCUCUUCGGUCUCAAAGGCGCUUUCGCAGGCGGUGUCUCCCAACCCGGAGGCAGCGCGGCGAACCAGAUGAGUAUGGUCGUGGCGCGGAAUGUGCUUUUCCCCGAGACGAAAACUAAGGGGUAUGAGGGCAAGAAAUUCGUCGUUUUCACCUCAGCGCAUGGGCAUUAUAGUGCUGAGAAAGCGGGGCAGAUGUUUGGGUUUGGGUCCGAGGGGGUGAAAUCUGUUCCUGUGGACGAGCAGGGACGGAUGAAAGCCGGGGAGUUGGAGCGCAUGGUUGAGGUUUCGAAGAAAGCGGGUGAGACGCCCUUUUACGUCAACGCUACAGCGGGUACUACUGUCCUUGGCUCCUUCGACCCGCUAGAUGAAAUCGCAGACGUGUGCCAGAAACACAACCUUUGGCUGCACGUCGACGGCUCAUGGGGUGGUCCGGUCGUCUUUUCCGCGAAGCAGAGGCAUAAAUUAAACGGGGUGGAGCGGGCGGAUAGUGUGGCGCUCUGUCCGCAUAAGAUGAUGAAUAUCCCGCUCACCUGCACGUUCUUGCUUGCCAAGGACCUGAGGCAAUUUCAUCGCGGGAUGACGUUGCCGGCUGGGUAUUUGUUUCAUGGGGGUGAUGGGGGGAAGGAGCAGGAGGAGGGUGGGGAUGAGAGUGUGGUUGCGAGUGAGAGGGGGGAGGCGCAUGCGGCGCAGGAGCAGGAGGACGUGAAGGAGGUAUGGGAUCUGGCGGAUCUGACACCGCAGUGUGGGCGACGGGGGGAUAGUCUCAAGCUCGCACUCUCAUGGAUCUACUACGGCUCCUCCGGCCUAGAAGCGCAAAUCGAUGCCGCGUUCGAUGCUGCCGCAUACCUCGCCGACCUCGUCGCCAAGCACGAUAAAUUCACCCUGGUGUCCGCGAAUCCGCCUCCUUGUCUACAGGUGUGCUUCUACUUCUCCAAGACGGCUGGGGAUGCGAAGAAGAAGAAUUCCAGGAUGACGGAACAGGUGUGUCGGAGACUGAUACCGAGGGGUUUCAUGGUCGAUUUCGCGCCGGGGGAGGAAGGGAGGUUUUUCCGGGUGGUGGUUAAUUCGCAGACACGGAAGGAGACGGUCGAGGGGCUUGUGAAGGCGAUUGAGGAAGUUGGUGGUGAGAUCGACUCAUGA
This is a messenger RNA of Recurvomyces mirabilis, 1617 nucleotides long. RefSeq names its product Glutamate decarboxylase 2. NCBI's taxonomy places the organism in Eukaryota, Fungi, Ascomycota, Dothideomycetes, Mycosphaerellales, Teratosphaeriaceae. The record is from RefSeq and is a predicted model, not a curated record. Gene Ontology annotation, molecular function: pyridoxal phosphate binding; carboxy-lyase activity. Bases 1 to 1617 code for a protein of 538 amino acids. Gene Ontology annotation, cellular component: cytoplasm. Gene Ontology annotation, biological process: carboxylic acid metabolic process. The transcript has 2 exons.